This is a messenger RNA of Morone saxatilis (striped sea-bass), 249 nucleotides long. RefSeq names its product hepcidin-like. Bases 1 to 249 code for a protein of 82 amino acids. Gene Ontology annotation, biological process: defense response to bacterium; intracellular iron ion homeostasis. NCBI's taxonomy places the organism in Eukaryota, Metazoa, Chordata, Actinopteri, Moronidae. Gene Ontology annotation, cellular component: extracellular region. The record is from RefSeq and is a predicted model, not a curated record. The transcript is spliced from 3 exons.
AUGAAGACAUUCAGUGUUGUAGUUGCAGUGGCCGUCGUGCUCGCCUUCAUUUGCCUUCAGGAGAGCUCUGCUGUCCCAGUCACUGAGCUGAAAGAGCUGGAGGAGGCAAUAAGCAACGACAGUGCAUCACAAGAAGAGACAUCUGUGGAAACAUGGAUGAUGCCAUAUAACGUCAGACAGAGUCCCAUUAGAUGCCGGUAUUGCUGCGGGUGCUGCGAACUCGAUGUCUGUGGCAUGUGCUGCAACUGA